AUGGCCGGUUUUCAAGAGCACAGUUUGCAAGCAGUACCAGAACUACCACCUGAACAGGAGCGAGUGGAUUUGUAUGACGUGAACUCUCAGGGCCACAUCGGAGUCGUGGCCGGAGUUCUAGACACGUUUCAUAAAGCUUUCCGGCCCUGUGAAGAUGAAGACCAGCAGUUCCUAGACAUCGGAUGCGGUCCAGGACGUCUCACAGCUGAAUGCCUGUUCCCGCGCUGUCCAGCGUGCCGGAGGCUCGUGGCCGUAGACAAAUCCACAGCCAUGCUGAAGUUUGCGGCUGAAAAUUACCCUCACCCGAAGAUCGAUUACCUUGCACUCGACAUCGCGCAAGACGUGGAUGAGUUUGUGCGUGAGCAGGGCCAGUUCCAGCGGGUGUACUCCUUCCUUACGCUACACUGGGUCCGAGACCAGCCCAGGGCCAUGCAGAACAUCGAGCGGCUGAUGGCUCCCGGAGGAGAGUGCAUCUUACUCUUCAAGCGAAGUGUGCACUUCUUUGACUUCUUUGAAGCUAUGAUAAAUACGCAACGGUGGUCGAAGUACAGGGAGGGAACGACGCUCCAGAUCGAGAACAAGGUCUCCAUCCACCACAAGAUCCUUAUCCUGGUCCGCCUCCAGGAAACUAGGGACACGACCCGGGUGGAGAUCCUGGUCCAGAACUAG
Dermacentor andersoni is the source of this 669-nucleotide messenger RNA. The record is from RefSeq and is a predicted model, not a curated record. NCBI's taxonomy places the organism in Eukaryota, Metazoa, Arthropoda, Arachnida, Ixodida, Ixodidae.